UUCUUUCCAUUUGCCCUCAAAAAACAUGGCGGAACUGACCCUAAACCAGGUACUCACUGAGACCCCUUUUUACGGUUUGUGUAAACAGAGGGGCGUGGCCUGCACUGACAGCCGGUGACGUAGGUCACCUGGAAAGCGGAGACUGAGAGAACGGCUACCAGGAAACACCGGGGAUUUGCGGCCUAGUACUGCGGAACUUGGCACAGAUAUCCUGACCUGAUGGUUCGGUCCGUCCCUACCUGGAAUCAUCCAUUCGUUUCAUGGGACACAAUCUUCCUAGGAGGCCAUUGGCUGCACACACUACAGAUCAGUGUCUUGGCGCCGUGUCGCCUGGCUGCCGAUCCUGCACUCCUCUUGUUUCCUUACCUUUGCAGUGGGAGUGGGGAUGAUGAAGAGAUGAGAGCUGUCACUUACUGUGAGCCGUGAGCUUUGUAAUCUGUUUGCUCCCUGUUCGCUCGUAAAAGGAGAGCACACCUGCAAAUAUCCUGUAUUCUGCUAGUUACGUGUACGCUUAUAACAUGUACAGGCUUGAAGAAAUCGCUAACGUGGUUCUCCGCGUCCCUAGUAUAGUGAUUCUGGAUUUGCUGUACCGCUGGGACAUCCAGGAGUUCACAGAACUAAACCGCCAAUCAUACCUGUCCGGAUUUCUCAGGUCAAAUUACCUGUGGAAUGUGUAUUAUUUGGCUCACGUACUAUGUGCUGUGCUGCUGGUGCUUCCCCUGCGUUACCUGGUAAAUAUCUAUCUGCAUCUGCUCACACUAUUGCUGUUGUAUGUGGCUCAUCAGACAACCAGAGAUUACAUUCGCCAAGAGAUGGACCUUGACUCUCCUGGAUCUGUGUUUGAGGACCCUAUAACCUUGAGACGCACUGUAACCACCCUGACAGGCCUGGUGAUAGUGAGUACGCUCUGCUCGCUUCUCAUGAAGACCCGCCAUGUCUGGCUCUUUGCCUUCCCCAUGCUACCUGUGAUAUCUCGGACAUGUUGCCUCCCCCUCCACGUUCUUCCUCUCGUCAACACAGUCUCCAUCGCCGUGACACUGCUAGAGUUUGUCUACGUCAUGGUUUCCAACCUGGGUGUUCUUCUCGGACUGAUCAAGAAGGCGUAUCAGGAGGUGGUGCAGGUGCUGGAAGUUUACAGGUUGGUAGCACUGGGCAUGUCCCUUUGGAGCCAGCUGUCUGUCCCUAUUCUCUUCCUGGUCUUCUGGGUGGUGCUGUUCACUCUGCAGGUUUACUCCUUCUUGUCUGCAAAGUCUGGAGUGGGACAACAAGGUCUGCUCUUCAUCUUCCUGAAUAGUGUUGCCGAGUGCUGUGGGACGCCCUAUUCUCUCAUAGGCCUGACAUUUACCGUUUCGUAUUUGGCGCUGGGAAUACUCAAUCUCUGCAAAUUCUACCUGCUGGGAUACGGAGCCUUUCAGAAUGGGAACGUCAUGCACAGGGGUGUGACAGAAGGCGUGACCCUGAUGCUAUUGGCCUUGCAGACAGAACUUCUGGACCUACAGGUUCUGCAAAGAACUUUCCUCCUCCUCAUCAUCCUCUUCAUUGUGGUGACAUCUACACUGCAGUCAAUGAUCGAGAUUGCUGACCCUAUUGUAUUGGCCCUGGGGGCCACAAGAAACAGGAGUCCCUGGAAACAUUUUCGUGGCAUCAGCAUGUGUCUCUUCCUCUUGGUCUUCCCGUGUUACAUGGCGUACAAGAUAUCACAGUUCUUCCAUAUGGAUUUCUGGCUGCUGAUCCUGGUGUCGAGCUGCAUGCUCACUUCCCUGCAGGUUCUGGGCACCCUGUUCAUUUACACUCUAUUCAUGAUAGAGUUUUUCAAGGAUAACAUAGUGGAGAAGAUGGAUGAAAUCAUCUAUUACGUUAACGCUGUCAGCCGCGUUCUUGAGUUCCUGGUAGCCAUCUGUGUGGUGGGUUAUGGGACCUGGGAGUCCAUCUUUGGCGAGUGGAGCUGGAUGGGAGCUUCUGUCAUCAUCGUCCAUUCUUAUUUUAAUGUCUGGCUGAGAGCUCAGUCGGGCUGGAAAAGCUUCCUGCUGAGGAGAGAGGCAGCAAAGAAAAUCAGCCGCUUGCCCCUGGCUACCAAGGAACAGCUGCAGGACCAUAACGAUGUGUGCUCGAUCUGUUUUCAGGACAUGCCUGUCGCUGUGAUGACACCGUGCAGCCAUUUCUUUCACGGGGACUGUCUUCGCAAGUGGUUCUAUAUUCAGGAUACCUGCCCCAUGUGUCAGCAGGAGGUGAAGGCCCCAACAUGUGAACAAGGCACGCAGGCAGACAGCGAGUGGGAGGAAGAUGAUAACGAGGAGGUUCAAUCUGAGAAGGCUCCUAAUGAAGCUCAGGGGACUGAAACAAAUCAUAUUGAACCUACAGAGAUAAUAGCAGAAGAUGGUGAAGCUGAAAACAGCCGGGAAGCACAAGAGAAGAUGCUGGACACCACGGACUCAGAGAGCCAAACACAUAAGGAUCUGACAAAGGAGGCGCAGGAAACAGAUAAUCAUCAACACAUUGAGAACAAGCAAGAGGCUGAUGCAGAACAGUUUAGGGAAAAUACAACACAACUGGGAACUCAUGACCAAGCAAAACCGGUUGUAGGGACGGUGAAUUGCGCUACAGAGAGACCUGGUGCAGGACACAAGGUUUCAGGAUUGAGAAGACUAACAGGAGAGAGGAACAGCAGAGACUGCUAGAGGCAAGACACAAAGAGAUUGGCUCUAUCAGACACACAAGGCUGUAUGUUCCUGUAUGCGAACUGGCUGUUGUAAAGCACAGGCAAGUGCCUGGUAACAUGAAGGAGACUACAGUAUAAUAUAAUGAAGAUAAGAGAUGCUAUAUUUUAUUUUUAGUAAGAAUUAAAUCGGCUCAGGUGUUAGAGGGAAUUAGUAAAUACAAAGCUGUAUUACAUACAACAGUAUUGUGUAACCCUGAUGACAGCCAUCUACUCAGUAUUGUGACAUACAGGAGGCUGCACAAACGGAACCCACUAUGCACAGCAAGUCGUUAGCUCCAAGGCUGAUGGGUAGAUUGACCCCAUGGCCACACAGCGUGGAGAGAACAUUAAGCGACUUACGGCAGCCAUUGGCCUUGCUAAUGUGGAAUGGUCUAUAAAGUCACUGUGCUGGGUGCUGAGCAGGACAGGUUGUUGUUGUUAAACCAAGGACGGUACAAAUACUGACAAGUGACCUUACUCUGUCUGCAGAAAGCCUUGCAGGCGGGGAUGACAGACUUGCGUAUAAGCCUUUUGCCUUUCUAUCAUGUGACCUCAUUUUGUUUUACUUAUUAUUAUGCACAAGAAAACAAAAGCACUAUAUAAAUAAAGACUCCAGAUUUACCGCCACUCUCAGUGUUUACAUUGUGUCUAAACCAGCUUGGGGUAUCUUGUGAUCCUGACCAAGCAUUAAAAUAAGUUAUUAAAGCUCAGGUAAAACCAA
Molecule: messenger RNA, 3419 nt
Organism: Bombina bombina (fire-bellied toad)
Lineage: Eukaryota; Metazoa; Chordata; Amphibia; Anura; Bombinatoridae
Product: RING finger protein 145
Exons: 11
Coding region: 519-2678 (719 amino acids)
Cellular component (GO): endoplasmic reticulum; endomembrane system
Molecular function (GO): zinc ion binding; ubiquitin protein ligase activity
Source: RefSeq, a predicted model, not a curated record